UCAGGUUGCUUCCACUUGCCUAGAUACGACACGAUCGACGCGCCAAAGGGAAGAAGAUGACGCGUCGCGUUGAUCUCCACCUGGUUGCCGGAACGCUCCUCGUCUCCGCCGUGUUCGUCGCGUGCGCCGCCGCCGCCACGGAGUAUGCCCGGCCGCCUCCCGGGAGGGUCAUCUUCACUGAGCACACCAAGCCCGCCUCACAUCCUCAACAGGUCCAUGUGUCGGUCGUCGGGGCGAACCGUAUGAGAGUGUCAUGGGUCACCGAGGACAAGCGCGCGAAGUCCGUGGUGGAGUACGGCAAGGUCUCCGGGAAUUACACGGCGUCGGCGACCGGCGAGCACACCUCCUACCGCUACUUCCUCUACUCCUCCGGCAAGAUCCACCACGUCAAGAUCGGGCCGCUGGAUCCGGGCACGGUGUACUACUAUCGGUGCGGCAUGGCCGGCGACGAGUUCAGCCUCAAGACCCCGCCGGCCGCUCUCCCCAUCGAGCUCGCCGUCGCGGGGGAUCUUGGACAGACCGAAUGGACGGCGUCAACGCUGUCCCACGUCGGCCGGUCCGACUACGACAUGCUGCUGGUGCCCGGCGACCUGUCCUACGCCGACGCCCAGCAGCCGCUGUGGGAUUCGUUCGGCCGGUUCGUUCAGCGGUACGCGAGCCGGCGGCCGUGGAUGGUGACCGAGGGGAACCACGAGGUAGAGGCCGCGAUGGCGCUCCCGGACUCGCCGCGGCCGUUCACGGCCUACGCGGCGCGGUGGCGGAUGCCGUACGAGGAGAGCGGCUCGGCGACCAGCCUCUACUACUCCUUCGACGCCGCCGGCGGCGCCGUCCACGUCGUCAUGCUCGGCUCGUACGCCGACUUCAACUCGAGCUCGGAGCAGUACAGUUGGCUGGCGCGCGACCUCGCCGCCGUCGACCGCGCCGCGACGCCCUGGGUGGUGGUGCUGCUGCACGCCCCCUGGUACAACACGAACGCAGCGCACGAGGGGGAGGGCGAGGCCAUGAGGAAGGCCAUGGAGCGCCUCCUCUACGAGGCCCGCGUCGACGUCGUAUUCGCCGGCCAUGUCCACGCCUACGAACGCUUCACAAGGGUAUAUAACAACGAGGCGAACACGUGUGGACCGGUGCACAUCACCAUAGGCGACGGCGGCAAUAGGGAAGGCCUCGCAUUUGACUUUCGGAAGAACCACAAGUUGGCGCCGCUCUCGGCGGUGAGGGAGGCGAGCUUCGGGCACGGGCGGCUGAGGGUGGUGAAUGCGACCGCCGCGCGCUGGACGUGGCACCGCAACGACGACGCCGACUCCACCGUCCGCGACGAGAUCUGGCUGGCCGCCGACGCCGCGUGCCGGCAGGGCAGCGGCGGCGGCGCAGCGAACUAUCCCGCGGACGAGUUGUAGCAAUGUAUAACGUGGUAGCGCUUGUACGGAUCGGUCGCUAACUUCGGCGCCGGUACAUUGCUUGAAAUCAGUUUGACGUCACGCUUGUUCA
Oryza brachyantha (malo sina) is the source of this 1488-nucleotide messenger RNA. Its product is annotated as purple acid phosphatase 22-like. Gene Ontology annotation, molecular function: protein binding; metal ion binding; acid phosphatase activity. The record is from RefSeq and is a predicted model, not a curated record. The transcript has 4 exons. Lineage: Eukaryota; Viridiplantae; Streptophyta; Magnoliopsida; Poales; Poaceae. Bases 57 to 1397 code for a protein of 446 amino acids.